AUGGCCGCUGAUUGCAGAGCAACCGUUCACAGCUACAAAUAUCUCUUGCAAAAUAGAAUAGUUAAUAUCACCGGAGCUGUUCCGUGCAAGAAAUGCAAAGAAAAGUUCCAAAUGUCUUUUCAUUUGAGAGAAAAGGUUCCUGAAAUAUUGAAGUUUGUUACCGAAAACAGGAACGACAUGCAUGACAGGGCGCCAACCAUUUGGAUGAAGCCAACAUUGCCUAAUUGUGUGCACUGUAAUCAACAAAACAGUGUGAAGCCGGUAAUUGCUGACAAGAAACGGAGUAUCAACUGGCUGUUUCUGUUAUUAGGACAAAUGCUUGGCUGCUGCACGCGUAAACAGCUGAAGUAUUUCUGCAAACACACCAAGAAUCAUGAAUCAGGUGCCAAGAAUAGAGUUCUUUAUUUAACUUAUCUUGGACUCUGCAAACAACUUGAUCAUCCCAGACCCUUUGAUACUGGACCCUUUGAUUAUGAUGCUUGA
Messenger RNA from Medicago truncatula (barrel medic), 483 nucleotides. RefSeq lists its product as uncharacterized. The coding region runs from base 1 to 483 and encodes 160 amino acids. The record is from RefSeq and is a predicted model, not a curated record. The transcript has a single exon. NCBI's taxonomy places the organism in Eukaryota, Viridiplantae, Streptophyta, Magnoliopsida, Fabales, Fabaceae.